CUCUGCAAAGAGUUCCUACAAGCGAAUGUCUCUGCCAUACUUUAUAUGAUGAAUAAUGAGCAAUUUGGUCAUAGCACUGCCUCCGCCCAGUAUUUUCUACAACUGGCCGGCUAUCUUGGCAUACCGGUAAUCUCUUGGAAUGCUGACAACUCCGGUCUGGAGAGACGCGCCUCCCAAUCGACACUUCAACUUCAGUUAGCUCCAAGUAUAGAACAUCAAAGUGCUGCUAUGUUGAGCAUUCUAGAGCGUUACAAAUGGCAUCAAUUUUCGGUUGUCACCUCUCAGAUAGCCGGACACGAUGAUUUUGUACAGGCUGUACGGGAGCGUGUCGCCGAAAUGCAAGACCAUUUCAAAUUCACGAUACUCAAUUCGAUUGUGGUAACGCGCACCAGCGACUUGAUGGAAUUAGUGAAUAGCGAGGCUAGAGUGAUGCUCCUCUAUGCCACACAAGGCGAAGCGGUUACUAUUCUUAGAGCUGCUGAAGAAAUGAAGUUAACCGGUGAAAAUUAUGUGUGGGUCGUUAGUCAAUCGGUUAUUGAGAAGAAGGAUGCGCAUGCACAAUUCCCCAUUGGCAUGUUGGGUGUACACUUCGAUACGAGUAGUGCGGCGUUGAUGAAUGAAAUAUCGAAUGCGAUUAAAAUCUAUGCAUUCGGUGUGGAAGCCUACCUCACAGAUCCGGCAAAUCGGGGGCGACGCCUCACAACACAAUCACUAUCGUGUGAGGAUGAGGGACGCGGACGCUGGGAUAAUGGUGAAAUUUUCUUCCGUUACUUGCGUAAUGUGUCGAUUGAAGGUGAUCUGAAUAAGCCCAAUAUAGAAUUCACUGCCGAUGGCGAUCUCAAAUCCGCCGAACUGAAAAUCAUGAACUUGCGUCCUGGAGCAAACAAUAGGAAUCUGGUUUGGGAAGAGAUUGGUGUCUGGAAGUCAUGGGAGACGCAAAAGCUGGACAUUCGUGACAUCGCCUGGCCGGGUAACUCGCAUGCUCCACCACAGGGUGUACCCGAAAAAUUCCAUUUAAAGAUAACAUUCCUCGAAGAGGCACCCUAUAUCAAUCUCUCACCCGCCGACCCAAUUAGUGGCAAAUGUCUAAUGGAUCGCGGCGUCCUUUGUCGAGUCGCAGCCGAUCACGAGAUGGCCGCCGACAUUGAUGUGGGGCAAGCACAUCGCAAUGAAUCGUUCUAUCAAUGUUGUAGUGGCUUCUGCAUCGAUCUGCUUGAAAAAUUUGCCGAAGAAUUGGGUUUCACAUACGAAUUGGUUCGGGUCGAAGAUGGUAAAUGGGGUACACUUGAGAAUGGUAAAUGGAAUGGGCUGAUUGCAGAUUUGGUAAAUCGUAAAACCGACAUGGUAUUGACAUCGCUGAUGAUCAAUACCGAGCGCGAAGCUGUGGUGGACUUCAGUGAGCCAUUCAUGGAGACGGGUAUUGCGAUAGUCGUAGCGAAGCGUACAGGUAUUAUUUCACCGACGGCCUUUCUAGAACCAUUCGAUACGGCCUCAUGGAUGUUGGUUGGCAUUGUUGCAAUUCAUGCAGCCACUUUUAUGAUCUUCCUUUUCGAAUGGCUCUCGCCCAGUGGCUAUAAUAUGAAACUCUAUCUACAAAAUGCAAGUGUGACGCCAUAUCGUUUCUCGCUGUGUCGCACCUAUUGGCUUGUAUGGGCAGUACUGUUUCAAGCUGCCGUACAUGUGGACUCACCGCGCGGUUUCACCUCACGCUUCAUGACGAACGUGUGGGCUCUAUUCGCUGUGGUCUUCUUGGCCAUCUACACUGCUAACUUGGCUGCCUUCAUGAUAACGCGAGAGGAAUUCCAUGAAUUUAGCGGUCUUAAUGACAGUCGUUUGGUACAUCCCUACUCGCACAAGCCCUCGUUUAAGUUCGGCACAAUACCUUACAGUCACACUGACUCGACUAUACAUAAAUAUUUUAAAGAUAUGCAUCUCUAUAUGAGACAAUACAACAAAACUAGCGUCGCUGAGGGCGUAGCCGCAGUAUUAAAUGGUAAUCUGGACUCGUUCAUCUAUGAUGGUACAGUGCUCGAUUAUUUGGUGGCGCAAGAUGAGGACUGCCGUCUGAUGACAGUUGGCAGCUGGUAUGCUAUGACAGGUUAUGGUCUCGCUUUCAGUCGCAAUUCAAAAUACGUCCAAAUGUUCAAUAAGCGUCUGCUCGAAUUUCGCGCCAAUGGCGAUCUAGAGCGAUUACGUCGCUACUGGAUGACGGGUACAUGUCGACCCGGCAAACAAGAGCACAAAUCCUCAGAUCCACUUGCGCUAGAACAAUUCUUAUCGGCUUUCCUGCUACUCAUGGCCGGUAUUUUAUUUGCGGCGCUGCUACUUCUACUCGAACACGUCUACUUCAAGUAUGUUCGUAAGCGUUUGGCCAAAAAGGAUGGCUGCCAUUGUUGUGCGCUGCUCUCACUUUCGAUGGGUAAGGCGUUGACGUUUCGUGGUGCGGUUUUCGAGGCGACGGAAAUACUGAAAAAACAUCGCUGUAAUGAUCCCAUUUGUGAUACGCAUCUGUGGAAGGUGAAACAUGAAUUGGAUAUGUCACGUUUGCGUGUGCGACAGCUGGAGAAGGCACUGGAUCAACAUGGCAUUAAGCCACCGCAAUUGAGACUGGCAUCAUCCUCGGAUUUGCUGAAUCAUCAUCAUCUGAAGGAGCGUCCACCACUGCUGGGUAACCUGAGUUUGGCAGCGAGCGCACAAGAUUUAUACAGGUGGUCUUACAAAACGGAAAUUGCGGAAAUGGAGACGGUGCUGUAAGAAGCCACAGCACAACCCCACCACCUGCCCGAUAAUAUCAUCAUCAACAACAACGACACGACCAUCAAGGCAAC
Messenger RNA from Anastrepha obliqua, 2828 nucleotides. It is a transcript of the gene Nmdar2, whose product is annotated as glutamate receptor ionotropic, NMDA 2B. The coding region runs from base 46 to 2754 and encodes 902 amino acids. Gene Ontology annotation, biological process: modulation of chemical synaptic transmission; synaptic transmission, glutamatergic; monoatomic ion transport. NCBI's taxonomy places the organism in Eukaryota, Metazoa, Arthropoda, Insecta, Diptera, Tephritidae. Gene Ontology annotation, molecular function: transmitter-gated monoatomic ion channel activity involved in regulation of postsynaptic membrane potential; NMDA glutamate receptor activity. Gene Ontology annotation, cellular component: postsynaptic membrane; plasma membrane. The record is from RefSeq and is a predicted model, not a curated record. The transcript has 9 exons.